AAAAUUGUUUUCGAAAUAUCACCAAAAUUCUACUUGGACAAUAUAUUAUAAACUUUAAAAAUGGACAGAUUGCUUCGUCUAAGCGGUGGAAUGCCAGGCUUAGGACAGGGUGCACCACCUACUGAUGCGCCAACAGUGGAUACAGCUGAGCAAGUUUACAUUUCCUCUCUAGCUCUUUUAAAGAUGCUGAAGCAUGGUCGAGCUGGGGUGCCUAUGGAAGUGAUGGGACUGAUGUUGGGGGAAUUCGUCGAUGAUUAUACAGUGCGAGUGAUCGAUGUUUUUGCAAUGCCGCAGUCAGGGACCGGUGUGAGUGUUGAAGCUGUGGAUCCAGUGUUUCAAGCAAAAAUGUUGGACAUGUUAAAACAGACAGGCCGCCCAGAGAUGGUGGUUGGUUGGUAUCAUUCUCACCCUGGCUUUGGUUGCUGGUUAUCAGGGGUAGAUAUAAACACCCAACAGAGCUUCGAGGCUUUGUCUGAAAGAGCUGUAGCUGUUGUAGUGGACCCAAUCCAAAGUGUCAAGGGCAAGGUUGUAAUAGAUGCUUUUCGACUCAUAAACCCCAAUAUGAUGGUUCUAGGCCAGGAACCUCGACAAACAACAUCAAAUCUUGGACAUUUACAGAAACCCUCAAUACAGGCAUUAAUACAUGGAUUAAACAGACACUAUUAUUCCAUAGCUAUCAAUUACAGAAAAAACGAAUUGGAACAGAAGAUGUUGCUGAAUCUUCAUAAGAAAAGCUGGGUUGAUGGGUUAUCUCUUGAAGAUUACAAAACACACUGCACCAAUAAUGAAAAGACUGUCAAAGAAAUGUUAGAACUAGCAAAGAAUUACCACAAGGCUCUGGAAGAAGAGGAAACAAUGACUCAGGAACAACUAGCAAUUAAGAAUGUUGGAAAAUUGGAUCCAAAACGCCAUCUUGAGGAACAUGUCGAUGUAUUGAUGACAACAAAUAUUGUCCAGUGCUUAGGUGCUAUGCUUCACACAGUGGUCUUUAAAUGAGAUGUUUAAGAAGUAACUGGCAGUAACUCUUAAUGAUAUAAAAUUCAUUUGUGAUAUAAUGUAGCAUUAGAGUUCAAAUUUUCAUCCACAAAUGAUACAAUUGUAACAUUAGAUAUUCACCUUUUUAAACUCUUAAAGAUAAAAUUCCAUUGUGCUAUUACUUCUAUCACUUGUUGGUAGCAAAGAUCUGAGUUUGGUUUUGAAUAAGUACAAUUCAUCCACAUACAUGAUAAUAUUAUUUUUGCAAAUAUAUGUACCUUCACAUACAUGUAUGCUACAGUAUAUCAUAAGUGGAUUUUAUAUCAUUUUGGUUACUACAGUAAAAUAGAGACGUUGUUAUAUUGUUUGAAAGUGAACACAAUUGCAGUUUCAUUUGACAGUCUAUCAUCAUCAUGAGAAUCACAUUUGUCCAUUAUAAAUAUCACAUUAAAUUUAUACAGUGUAGAAAUUGUACUGAAUUAACUCAAAGAUCUUUUCAAAUAAACAAUGAUACCUUCAA
Messenger RNA from Saccostrea echinata, 1495 nucleotides. RefSeq names its product 26S proteasome non-ATPase regulatory subunit 14. NCBI's taxonomy places the organism in Eukaryota, Metazoa, Mollusca, Bivalvia, Ostreida, Ostreidae. Gene Ontology annotation, biological process: proteasome-mediated ubiquitin-dependent protein catabolic process; protein deubiquitination. Gene Ontology annotation, cellular component: proteasome regulatory particle, lid subcomplex. The record is from RefSeq and is a predicted model, not a curated record. The transcript has 10 exons. Gene Ontology annotation, molecular function: metallopeptidase activity; proteasome binding; protein binding. The coding region runs from base 61 to 996 and encodes 311 amino acids.